CUGUUUCUGCUAGUUCUUCUAUGGCUAAUGUAGUAGAAGCGUUAGAUUCUCGAAUGCAACAAGAAGCUAUGAAUAAGAGUUUUAUAGCUUGGAAAUACAAGUUAACAAUAUAUCAACAACCAUUCAUUGUAGAGAACUUUUUUAAUGAAAUAAAUGACUUAAUAAAAAAAUAUUUUUCACCACGAAUUAUUGAAGCGAUCUAUACACAAAUGUGCGAAUCUGUACUAUAUAAAUGUGAAAAGGUACCUAAUGAAGAAGCCUUUGAAUUUAUUGAAGAUCAAUUAAGCAUCGCUAAAGGAUUUAAAAGGUUCCAAUCUGAUAAUUUACAAGAAACGUAUCCUAUUCCUAAGCAUUAUAAUAAUAUGCAAGAAAAAGAUAAUGAUCAAAAAGCAUUAGACGAUAUUAUAUUGUCUUAUAUUUCAGAAAAAGAAGCAAAUCAGAAAACAGAUAUGCAACUGAAUCAAAAGGUUCUAAAAGAAAAUACGGGUUUAAACUGCGAGAUUAGAUUGUCUAAUAGUCAUAUAUAUAAUGCGGAUAAUGUAAAAGAUCCAAUAAAACGUCGAGGUAAAGGCAGACCCCCAAACAAGCAAAUAAAAGGUUAUACUGAAAAAAAUAAAGUAGAUAGCCAAAACCAAAGUAAUAAUGAUAUAAUUGAUAAUGAUAAUUCUGGUGAUCGUAAAUGUG
Molecule: messenger RNA, 684 nt
Organism: Racocetra fulgida
Lineage: Eukaryota; Fungi; Glomeromycota; Glomeromycetes; Diversisporales; Gigasporaceae
Source: the annotation of a GenBank genome assembly